Messenger RNA from Neomonachus schauinslandi (Hawaiian monk seal), 2508 nucleotides. RefSeq names its product membrane associated ring-CH-type finger 10 (gene MARCHF10). The transcript is spliced from 11 exons. The coding region runs from base 1 to 2508 and encodes 835 amino acids. Lineage: Eukaryota; Metazoa; Chordata; Mammalia; Carnivora; Phocidae. Gene Ontology annotation, molecular function: zinc ion binding. The record is from RefSeq and is a predicted model, not a curated record.
AUGUUGCAUGAAGCAAGGGACAGGCAGAAGUUCGUGAGUAAUGUUCAAUAUCUGCGGGACAUGCAGCAUAAGGUGGACUCUGAGUAUCAGGCUUGUCUGAGACGACAGGAAUACAGAAGAGACCCAAAUGAGAAGAAACGAGAUCAAUUUGGGGGGCCAGAGACAAAUUUGGAGAGAUCCCGGUUUUCAAGUGGGUCAUCUUCCAAACAGAGUUCUGCUGAGGAGGAUCCUCUAGCCGAACCAAGACCAUUCACCAAGAGUUCUGCGGUUAAAUGUGAUUCCAAACUUCCAGCAAUUGACCAAACAUCAGUCAAACAGAAACAUAAAAGUACCAUGACUCCAAGGAAGGUGGAGAAAGCAGGCCCCAGCAAACCCUCUUCAGCAACCCAGGCACCACAGAUUUUAUCAAGGAAGAGGAGGCCAAACUUGGGGAGACUGACAGUCAGCCCAGAAACGCAGAGCCCAAGAGUGCCGGGGGACAGAAGCAGACUGAAGACGCAGGCCCUCAGGGGACCAGAUCCAGUAGUUCAACAAGAGGGCCCAAUGCGUGCAAGUGACACUAAGCCAAAGAGGCCAACUCGAGAGAGAAGAAGCUUAGUUUCAUCCUCACAGCUAAUGACCAUGACUGAGAAUACCCCUGAGAGAGCCAAAAAAGGAGACCCAAGUGCUCUUUCCCAGAAUGAGCCACAUCCAGGCCUAUGUCAGGCCUUCCAAGGAACAAACAGCCCUCAAGUGUUGAGUGAGUCCUUGGGGCCACCACUCCAAACCACCACCACGGGAGGACCAAGAAGGGCACCAUUUAGGUUCAGAGAUGAAGACUUUUAUGCCAUUUUGUCAUUAAACCCUGGAGGAGAAGGUGAUGACACUGAAGAAGAGACCCUAGUAGAGGAAGAAAUUUUAUUGGCUGGUAUGCACCUGCCUCGUUCUCCUCCCAAUCAUAAGAGAAGUCGAUUUCUUGGGAUAUCAGUCUCUCAGGCCAAAAAUAAAAAUUUUGAAGAAAAUCCCGAAAAUUGCAGAGCUAAUUCUGUAAGAAGAAAUGAGUCUAGUCAUGGCUCAUUAAGAAUAAGCAAUACAAUGGUGCCUGUGAUAGAGCCACCUCCUGUUGGGCCAAGGGUGUUUCAAGACCCCGAGCCACCUGACGGGGGGUCUCCUAAAGACAAUGACAGUGGUGACAGUGAACAUGAGGAUGGCACCUUUCCUUCAUGGGACACAAAAUCCGACACUAGUCUAGAUGGUGACCUCAAUGCUGAAAAUGGAUUUAGAGAUUGUACUUCGAUGGAAGAUAGGCCUGGUACCCGCGAUUACGAAAGAGAUUGGCAUGCCUAUUUAAACAGUUCUAGUAGUUCUCUUGACCAUUUUCUUUCUAGUAGGCCAACGGCUCCAAGAUCACCAGUGAAUUCAUCUUAUAACACUCCUGGAUCAUUAAUGCAUUCUGCUAUGAGAGAGGAUAUUCCAGUAGAUUUGUCAAUGUCGUCUACCUUCGUUCAUGGUGCAGACUCAGAGGGAAACUCAAGGUUUAAUGUUCGUCGACCACUGUCCCCCAUUAGAAAUAGGAAUCCAUAUGUCAGUGCUGAAAACCAUAGUUAUUUUCCAGUAAACAGUGCACAUGAAUUUGAUGUCAGGGGAGCAGAAGAUGUUACUUUAACAAGCCCAUCACAGGGGGCUCCAUUAUACACAGAAGACCUCUUACUCCAUCCUCAAAGCAACUUGUCCUUGGUGGAGUCUUCCAGCUCCUCUCCAUCAAGAAUGAACUUACAAGGCCAUUUGCAUGUGCCUGGGUCCCUGCAAGAAAACAUACCUUUUACUUUCUUUGCAGUCUCUGAUUUCCCAAAUCAAAAUGAUAAUGGAAACAGACCAGCAGUCUCUGCUUUCCUGGAUGAAAAGGAAGCCACUAAGAUAAAGGCAGACCCCGAGAAACUCAAGAAAUUAACAGGGCAGCAUAAAUGUUCUUGCAAAUGUGUCCUGGUGCACACGGGAAGAGUUCUCUGGGAUAUUUAUCUAGGGGUGGAAUUGCUGAGCUACAGUCUCCUGGAGGAGGACUCGGAGGAGGAGGAGGGAGAUCUGUGUCGAAUCUGUCAGAUAGCCGGGGGUUCCCCAACCAACCCCCUCCUGGAGCCUUGCGGCUGUGUGGGAAGCCUGCGAUUUGUUCAUCAGGAGUGCCUGAAAAAGUGGCUGAAAGUGAAAAUAACAUCAGGAGCGGAUCUAGGCACUGUGAAGACCUGUGAGAUGUGUAAGCAAGGCCUUCUGGUCGAUCUGGAUGAUUUUAACGUGACCGACUUCUACCAGAACCACCAGCAAUCCCGGGCACAGAAUGAGCUGAUGAAUUCAGGCUUGUACCUGGUGCUGCUGCUUCACCUCUAUGAGCAGAGGUUUGCAGAACUCAUGAGGCUCAACUACAACCGAGUUGCAAGGGAGAGGUUGUCAAGAAAUUACCCACAAUCCAGACCGGAAGAAAAUGAAAGUUCUGAGCUGGGGGAUGGAAAUGACAGCAACAGCCCCGUCGUCUAG